AUGGUUAGGGACAUUGUCAGACAUGGCCCAAUCUCGCCUAUAAUGGGGCUCAUACACCCAAGCUACUUCCUUCAGUGCGUAGCUCCCUUCCCAAUCCCCCCACUUGACAGUCCACCUCCAGUGCUAUAUUUAUGCACUAAUUUAUCAGCUCCCGCCUCCAAUGCGCAGCUACCUACCCCACCUCCCCGAAUGAUCGGUGAACGAAACUGUGACAUCUACAACCACUGUACGAAAAGUACGCGGUUAUUACAGCUGAGAGUGAUUUCCAUUCCCUUGGGUUUCCGUGUCCACCGGACUUCACGGUCGACUCACGCUUACUUUCACUUGACUUCCGAUAAUUCGUCGCGUCAACUACUGGUUAUUUACUCCUUUCAAUCUAGAGUCAUUCUGCAACCGACACCAUCCAGCAUGUUUUCAAGUGGAUAUAGUCAAGAUAAGCUCUAUGAUGCAUUAUUCCAACUGCGGUAUUCGUCGAAACAAUUCCUACGGAUGUCGGGCAAGAGUGAAAGGGAAGCAGAGCAACAAAAAGCUAAAGUUAAAAAAGCACUUGUUGACAAAAAUCCUGAUAUUGCGAGAGUUUAUGCGGAGACGGCUGUUCGCAAACACAACGAAUCCGUGAACUUUUUACGAAUGGCUUCCAGGAUUGACGCUGUCCAUAGCAGAGUUCAAAGCGCGGUGCAAAUGAAUGAGGCCGUGAAAAAUAUUGGAGGUGUUUCGAAAGAACUAGAGAAAGCUAUGAAGUCCAUGGAUCUGGAAAAAAUUGAAAAGAUCAUGAAUAAAUUUGAGACGCAGUUCGUGGAUCUCGAUGUCCGUUCGGCGACUAUGGAGAACUCUAUGGGCAAUGCAUUUACGUUAUCUGCUCCCGAGGACCAAGUCAGGGACUUGCUUACCAAGGUGGCUGCUGAGAGCGGCUUGGAGGUCGGCGCAGCCCUCGAUAAGGUUCAAGUUCCCUCUGGCAGUGUGACUGACGAGCAGGCCAGACAGGCCGAUGAGGAUGCGCUCAGUCGCAGGCUUGGGCAACCUGGCAGUAUCCCAGCUUUCGUGCUUCCGUCAGGUAGCAUGGCAGCUAGGCACCGGAAGGGUGAUACAGCUGAACGUUACGUUACUUACACUAGAAAGCCUUAUAUUGGAAAAAAAAAUAAGGUUGACCGGAGUAUAUUCUGCCAGCAGUCCACAGUCAAUUCUCAUUCAACAGAUUCAAGGGCAUCAGGAAAGUAUGCGAAUCAGACAACUGUGGCUGCUGAUGUUUGGAUCAUGUAA
Messenger RNA from Opisthorchis viverrini, 1260 nucleotides. RefSeq lists its product as hypothetical. The transcript has 8 exons. Gene Ontology annotation, cellular component: ESCRT III complex; multivesicular body. Lineage: Eukaryota; Metazoa; Platyhelminthes; Trematoda; Opisthorchiida; Opisthorchiidae. Bases 1 to 1260 code for a protein of 419 amino acids. Gene Ontology annotation, biological process: endosome transport via multivesicular body sorting pathway; protein transport; late endosome to vacuole transport. The record is from RefSeq and is a predicted model, not a curated record.